UACCAGUAGGAAAAAAUGUUUAAACUUCUUCUUUUUUUUUGGUGCCUUCUCCUAACAGCCUGGUCUGGAGUGGAUGGAAGAAUUAACACCCCUGAACAGAGUUCUCCUUCAUUUUCUUCUCUGGGGCUAAAUCCUGCAGUUUCUGGAUCAAGCAGUGAAUCUGUUUCUCAGCCUGGUACUACUGACUUCCAGUGGGAUUUAAACCGUAAUCAGGCACAUGUUGAUGAUGAAUGGUCUGGGUUAAAUGGGCUUUCUUCUGCUGAUCCCAGUUCUGAUUGGAAUGCCCCAGCAGAGGAAUGGGGAAACUGGGUUGAAGAAGAAAAGUCUCCUUCCAGUCCACAAAUGGAAGAAGCCUUGUCUGAGCCUCAGAAGGCUACAGAUGAUGAGAAAGAGAAGCCAGAACCAACUUUGCAAAGUACAGCAAGUGGUAAAUCAAAAAAGAAAAAGAAGAAAAAGAAAAAGCAGGGGGAAGAGGCUACCUCUCCUGCACAGGAUGCUGAUGAUCUGGAUAGACAGGCUGUAGAAGAAUUUCCAGAAGAUACCUCACAAGUUCAACAAGAGCAGAUACCUUUCUCUUUAAAGACCAUCAGCACUAGUGAACAAGCUGAGCCUGAAGAGAUGCCCUCAUUUGCAGUUUCUACUGAGCCAUCUGUAACUGUAUCAGAGAGUGAAUCUGACAAGAUACCUUCCCAAGUGCCACAGAUGUUACAGGAGUUAGACGUUCCUAUUUCUAAUGUUAAGCAAAACAGUGUGCCUCCACCACAGAGUAAGUAAUUCUUGGAAGUAUUC
Molecule: messenger RNA, 789 nt
Organism: Sceloporus undulatus (fence lizard)
Lineage: Eukaryota; Metazoa; Chordata; Lepidosauria; Squamata; Phrynosomatidae
Product: protein LYRIC-like
Exons: 6
Coding region: 16-774 (252 amino acids)
Biological process (GO): positive regulation of canonical NF-kappaB signal transduction; regulation of transcription by RNA polymerase II; negative regulation of apoptotic process
Cellular component (GO): nucleus
Molecular function (GO): transcription coregulator activity
Source: RefSeq, a predicted model, not a curated record